Knipowitschia caucasica is the source of this 1953-nucleotide messenger RNA. NCBI's taxonomy places the organism in Eukaryota, Metazoa, Chordata, Actinopteri, Gobiiformes, Gobiidae. The record is from the annotation of a GenBank genome assembly.
AUGUCAGGCCCGGGCUCUGGAGCCUCCAACCCGCGGAAGUUCAGCGAGAAGAUCGCGCUGCACAACCAGAAACAGGCGGAGGAGACGCGGGCGUUUGAGCAGCUGAUGACAGACAUCACAGUGUCUAGGGUGCAGUUUCAGAAAGUGCAGCAGCUGCGUCUGACUCAGACCAGAGGACAGCUCUAUGGAGGCUCCCUGCCCAACGUCAACCAGAUGUGCUCCGAGAGCCCGAACCCCCUCCCCCCAGUCUUGGACCCCAGAUCGACUCGGCAUCACGGUUUGGUGGAGCGCGUUCACAGACCCAGGAUGAGCUCACCGCACACUCAGCGGCGCCAGGAGAAGCAUCGGCACUGUGACUCGUCUCCGUACGCACAGAUGUACCUGUCCCCGCCCCCUGACCAGACCUGGAGGAGGGACCUGAACUCCUCCUGGGAUGACAAACCGGCAGCUUUUAGGUUCAUGUCUCAACUCAACAGGACAAAUUCAGACUCUGCGCUCCACACCAGUGUCAUGAAUCCUACGCACCAUUUUGGACCAAACCAGGGACAGGACCAGAUGCAGAGACAGGACCAGAUGCAGAGGCCGGACCAGAUGCAGAGGCCGGACCAGAUGCAGAGGCCGGACCAGAUGCAGAGGCCGGACCAGAUGCAGAGGCCGGACCAGAUGCAGAGGCCGGACCAGAUGCAGAGGCCGGACCAGAUGCAGAGGCCGGACCAGAUGCAGAGGCCGGACCAGAUGCAGAGGCCGGACCAGAUGCAGAGGCCGGACCAGAUGCAGAGGCCGGACCAGAUGCAGAGGCCGGACCAGAUGCAGAGGCCGGACCAGAUGCAGAUGCAGAGGCCGGACCAGAUGCAGAUGCAGAGGCCGGACCAGAUGCAGAUGCAGAGACCGGACCAGAUGCAGAUGCAGAGACCGGACCAGAUGCAGAGACCGGACCAGAUGCAGAGACCGGACCAGAUGCAAGGAGAGAGGAGGAACGUGAGUUUGAACGAAGCUGAAGACGGAUCUGCAGAUGUGUUCUCCUUCCCUCCACUGUCGGGCGCCAUGUUCGGGACUCGGCUGCAGCACAAGCAGCUGUGGGACACUCAGGUCCAGUCUCUGUCCUCUUGUGAUGUCCCUGGGAUCAGUAUUUUUCCUUCUCCGGAUCAGAACGUGUCCCAGUACCAGCCCUGCUCCCCCUCCGCACCUGGACUGGUCUCCAACUCAGACUACACGCAUCAGCUUCCUCAGGCUCUGAUGCACAUGGGUUUGUCAUCGUCUCUCAGUAACCCGUCUCUCUGUUCGUCUCCGCGUCGACGCCCUGCUCCCAUCAGCCCCCUCACACUGUCACCAGAGCAACAGAGAGCCCCGCCCAUUUUACAGGUCUCUCCUCUGGACUCCGCCCUUCCCCGGGAGCCUCCUCCCCCUUACCCCAUUUACUCACAAUCCCACACUGCAUCAAGACCGGCUCUCAGCAGCCCAGUCCAUCAGGGAGCGCCAUUGCAGAGACACGCCCAGAACCAGGUCCAGAAUCAGGUCCGGAACCAGGUCCAGAACCAGGUCCAUAACCAGGCAGGCUACAGCGACGGACAGGUGACCUCUGACUUGUUCAUGGAUCCACAGUUUGGAGCGAAAAGUUUGGAUUAUCAGAACUUUGGUUUCCGUGAUGAUGGUGUAAACUGUUCAUUGGAUUCAUCAUCGCUCUUUUAUAACCCAGCGCCUCAGCAGGGUCUCCAUGGAAACGCCUCUUCUAUGCAAAUGUGCCAAGGCUCCACCUCCAGAGCCCCGCCCAUGCUGUUCCCCCAAUCAGCUCUGCCGAACAUCAUCCUGACAGACGACUCUGGAGGCUUCUCUCUGGACGAGGAGCUCUGUAUAGAGCCGCUCACUCUGGAUGGACUGAGUAUGCUCCGUGACCCCGAGCUGGUGCUACCUGACCCUGCAGUUGAGGAGUCCUUCCGCAGUGAUCGCCUCUGA